Suricata suricatta (meerkat) is the source of this 3063-nucleotide messenger RNA. RefSeq names its product non-compact myelin associated protein (gene NCMAP). Gene Ontology annotation, cellular component: plasma membrane; Schmidt-Lanterman incisure; paranode region of axon. The coding region runs from base 85 to 393 and encodes 102 amino acids. Lineage: Eukaryota; Metazoa; Chordata; Mammalia; Carnivora; Herpestidae. The transcript is spliced from 4 exons. The record is from RefSeq and is a predicted model, not a curated record. Gene Ontology annotation, molecular function: structural constituent of myelin sheath. Gene Ontology annotation, biological process: peripheral nervous system myelin formation; regulation of myelination.
UGGAUUUCAGUGACCUGCCCACCGCACUCUUCGCCUGCAGCGUCCACGAAGCGGUGUUUGAGGUGCGAGAGCAGAAGGCUCGAGAUGACCACAGCCACCCCGCUGGGGGGUACUACCUUCUUCUCAUUGAACGUGACCACCAGAGAACAAGACUUUCUGUACAAGAGCUCUGGAGCCAUUGUUGCUGCCGUUGUGGUCGUUGUCAUUAUCAUCUUCGCCGUGGUUCUGAUCCUGCUGAAGGUGUACAACAGGAAAAUGAGGACCAGGCGGGAACUGGAGCCCAAGGGGCCCAAGCCAGCCUCCCCUUCUGCCUUGGGCCCAAAUAGCAACAGCAGCCAACACCCUGCAACUGUGACCUUCAGCCCCGUUGACGUCCACAUGGAGACUCGGUGACCCCACCCUGGUGCCAGCUUGGCCACCAUCCAAAGAACCUUCUCCAGUCAAGACCCAGAAGCACAUUUCUCCUCUGGCAGCUUCAUUAUGAGUUCCUUCCGGUUGACAGGAUGUCUCUUAUGCAAUUCCUGACGCUUCGGGCAACCCUUAACCCUGUCCUGCCUGCCCUGCCCCACCCUACCUAUGUCCAUAUCUCUGUUACCCCCCCUUCCAAAAAGCUGUGGAACAUUCUAUUGUGAACUGAUGAGGUAGACCCAUGUUGGGAAUCCACUAAAAUGGAUGUGGCUGUCUUCCCCAAACACAAUUGCUAGACAGACAGACAGACAGUCCAGGAGUCUUGGUUAGGAAGCAGGGGGCAUGCCCCGGAGUGUACAGCAGGGUCUGUCGCCGGGGUCAUCUCAGAGUAAGUGCUGUCUAUAUCCACAGCUUUGCAAAGGAUUCAGUCCCGUUAAUCAGGCACAGGGGAACUAACUUGUUAACUUGGGCUGACGUCAACUUGGGCUAACUAACCAGUAAACCAACUUGUUAAUUUAUAACUUGUUCCAGUCCUAGCCGACCACUAGCUAGCUCGUGACAACUGGUCCCCACAUUUCUCUCCCUUUAAGAAAGGUUAUGGGAAAAACUAAAUUCUUCUCAAAAGGUUUCUACUUCAUUUGUAAAGAGUCAGAGAAGGACGAGGGUGACCUUGAGGAAUGGUGGCUUCUAGGGCAAAAGCUUAUUGUGGGGUCCCUGGGCCUUGAGUGAGUCGGACUAGUCAGGCCCCUCUUCUCCCUUUGGGCCUGGGUUACGCCUGACUCAGUCUCAUUUCCCGGCUCUUCUCUAUUUGGAUUCCCAGCAAUCCUCUCUCUCCAGGUAAACCUUCCCUCCAAGGACCAGUAUGAGAGACUGGUGGGAUUACAACCCUGUGUACGUUCCCUGCUCCCUUCCCAGUCACCUUGCAGAGAUUCGGGGCACAUUCAAAGUCCCACAUUCGCAAACCAUGUCUCUGUACAGAGCUGAUCUCUUCGACUCCUUAGCCUGGAGAACAAUCUGUUGAGAGGGGAAAGCAUUUUUGAAAUUACGAAGACUAGUCUUCCAAGACCCGGCCCCUAGUCGUGUGGUCUUGGAAGAGACUUGAGCACUCCCUCCAUAGUGGGUUUGCCAACCACAAGGCGGCAAUGAUGACCUCUGCCUCGAGGGGUUACUCUAGGCAAGGACUUAGUGAAGCAGCUAGUGCCUGGCACCCAGCAGAUGCUUAAUAAAUGAGAGUCUGCAUCGUUAUUACAGUAUUUCUUCAAUUGCAAGACAUCCAUUCAUAUUUAAUGAUUCUGAAGUCAGAAUAUGUCUUAAAAUUGAUGUGUCCAUGAAUGUAGUUGCAUUUUUUCUCUCUCAAAAAGCUGUUUUUUAAACAAUUGUGCAUCCUACAGUUGAAGGCAUCUUAGAAGCAAGGUAAUAAAUCCUUAUCCUGUUAUAGAAAGUGACAUGUACUGACCUUUAAUGUCAAAUUCUAGGAGUCUCUUCCUCUUAGAGUCAGAAAUCUCUUUUGAGGGGAGAUUGAGGGUCAGGAAGGUACAAAGACUGACCCAAGGUCACACAGUCAUGCCAUCCCACUGUAAAAUCACUCUUGAAUACGGUUGGAAAAAUAGUUGCAAAUCCUUCCUCCCCAAACAGCUUGUCCCUACUGUGUUUAAAUAUCCACCAAGUACCAGGUACUUGGCAAGAUGCUUUCACAUAAAUUGUCCAAUAGAAUUUAUUUUUCCUGAUAACCCUGGGAGAUAUUAUUUUUUUCUGUUUGCAGGUGAAAAUUGCAAACUCAAAGAGAAAGGUACCAGCCCAAAGUCCCACAGCUAGUAAAUUGCAAAGACAAGACUCAAACCCACAUCUCUUUGACUCCAAAGUCCCUCUCUCUCUGUUGUACCAAAUUCUUCGCUAACUUCCUGCUCAAAACACAGAAGUGGGGGCCGAACACAAGGAGGACAGGGGUCCAUGCGUCUGAGCACAAGUCAGGAGUCUAGCUUCCAAACUAACAGUGGGACAAAGCCACUCUGGUAGCCUCCUUUGGGUUUCCAUGAUUGGAGCCAAAGGACCACUCUCUAAGCCCAUCGAAGCUCCAAGAGUUCCCAUUUCAUUUCCCCUACCUCUUUGCCCAAGGAGCAAGGAGUGGAAUGGCAUCCAGCCAGAGCAAAGCCAUUCCCUUAAGGACUCAACUAGAUAGGUUCCCCAAAGAUACUCUGCUUAAAAAAAAAUGUUUGGAAUGUUCCAGUCCUAAAACCAAACUCUUCUGCCCAUAGUGAAAUCUUCCUGGAAUUACUUGAGGAAUUAUCCUCUGGUAUACGUUGUUCUGCCAAAUGAAAGCUUGGAAGUGGAGGAGGAGGGAGAGGUAAAGAGGUAAGAGGGAGGCCAAGAAAAGGGUUUUAGUGUUUUGUUUUUACUAAUGAAGAUAACUCAAUAAUCCUUUAAGGGCCCCUAUGUGCAAGUUGAGGUGCUACUAAACAUUACGUCAUGGCCCCCGUUCUCAAAGGGUCUGCAGCUGGUCUCCUGAGAUGGGGAUCUUGCAACGCAGUGGAAUACUUCAUUUCUGACAGGUGCCUUUCCUAACUGAGCAGAUGCUACCUUAUUGGGCCGUGGAGUCAAUAAAAGAUACUAAACAUCUAAAGCACCAUGUCUAAAAAUAAAGAGGUUUAAAUCAAA